CCAACUCAAAAAAGAGGGGAGAAGCUAUACAACAAAACUAGGUAUAGAGACAGAGAGAGAAGAGAGAGAAACCCUACAUAAUCAAAAAGGAAGAUGAGACGAAGCUGAAGACGAUCCAGCUUGGAUUUCGUUGUUCAUCAUUACUACUCUCUCUCUCUUUCUUCUUCUAGCUAGCUAGUUUUGACAACUUAAUUAUCAAGAACACAAAAAGGUCAACUUAAAAAAGAUCUGUUCUUAGAUCGAUCAGUCUCUCUUCUUUCAUUUGAUCCAAUUCCACCAUUGAAUCAUUGAUCAUGGAUCCAGUGCAAUCUCAUGGAUCACAAAGCUCUCUCCCUCCUCCUUUCCACGCAAGAGACUUUCAACUACAUCUCCAACAACAGCAGCAAGAGUUCUUCCACCAUCAUCACCAGCAACAAAGAAACCAAACCGAAGAUGAUCAGCAAGGAGGAGGAUCAGGUGGAGGACUAAACAGACAAAUCAAGAUGGAUCGUGAGGAGACAAGCGACAACAUAGACAACAUCGCUAACAACAGCGGUAGUGAAGGUAAAGACUUAGACUUACACGGAGGCUCAGGAGAAGGAGGCGGUGGCUCAGGAGGAGAUCAUCAGAUGACAAGAAGACCAAGAGGAAGACCAGCUGGAUCCAAGAACAAACCAAAACCACCUAUCAUCAUCACUCGGGACAGCGCAAACGCGCUUCGAACACACGUUAUGGAGAUCGGUGACGGCUGUGAUUUAGUCGAGAGCGUUGCAACUUUCGCACGCAGACGCCAACGCGGCGUUUGCGUUAUGAGCGGUACUGGAAACGUCACGAACGUCACCAUACGUCAGCCUGGAUCUCAUCCUUCUCCUGGCUCGGUCGUUAGCCUUCACGGAAGGUUCGAGAUUCUUUCUCUCUCUGGCUCUUUUCUACCUCCUCCUGCUCCUCCUACAGCCACCGGUUUGAGUGUUUACCUCGCCGGAGGACAAGGACAAGUCGUCGGAGGAAGCGUGGUUGGUCCUUUGCUAUGUGCUGGUCCUGUAGUUGUCAUGGCUGCGUCUUUUAGCAAUGCUGCGUAUGAGAGGUUGCCUUUAGAGGAAGAUGAGAUGCAGACGCCAGUUCACGGCGGAGGAGGAGGAGGAGGAGGAUCAAUGGAGUCACCGCCUAUGAUGGGACAACAACUGCAACAUCAGCAACAAGCUAUGUCGGGUCAUCAAGGGUUACCACCUAACCUUCUUGGUUCGGUUCAGUUGCAGCAGCAGCAGCAUGAUCAGUCGUACUGGUCAACAGGACGGCCACCUUAUUGAUCAAAUAUAUUUAUAGACACACACACUCAUCAUCGUAGCUAGCUAGCUAACGAAGAAUCAUGAGUUUAGUGGAUAUAUCUAUAUGAUUAAAAGGGGUUAGCUCAUGAACAUUAAUUAAUAAGACUAUGGUUUUAGUCGACUAUGAUCAAGAAUCAGGAUUCAGUCGAGCUUCAUUAUGUUUGGUCAACGUUCAUAAGAUGAAUCAGGUUCUUUUUUUUCUUAAAUUUUUAUUUUGGUUCGUUUUAGGCCAUAGACCUUUUCUAUGUCGAUGAUUUGAGUAACAUUUUUCUUUUUGUCUUGGUUUUUGUUCUAAUGAAUUCUCAUUGCUAAGUUUGCAUUAAAUUUGUGUGUGUCGUUGGCUCUAAGUAUGGUUUUCUUAUCAACAUUUCAUGGUGUUUAUAUCGA
Messenger RNA from Capsella rubella, 1691 nucleotides. RefSeq names its product AT-hook motif nuclear-localized protein 24. Bases 294 to 1286 code for a protein of 330 amino acids. Gene Ontology annotation, cellular component: nucleus. NCBI's taxonomy places the organism in Eukaryota, Viridiplantae, Streptophyta, Magnoliopsida, Brassicales, Brassicaceae. Gene Ontology annotation, biological process: vegetative to reproductive phase transition of meristem. Gene Ontology annotation, molecular function: minor groove of adenine-thymine-rich DNA binding; DNA-binding transcription factor activity. The record is from RefSeq and is a predicted model, not a curated record. The transcript has a single exon.